GAUGCAGCAGCGGCAGCAGCAGUAGUGUGGCAGUGGCAGUGACUUGGCUCAGGCGUCAGGCAGCCUCUCAGUGACAUUCUGCCUCAAGUUGGCUGAGAGGCAGUUCAUCCAGCUCAGCUCAGACUGGCAGGAAAAGUUCUCUCCUGUCCUCUUUCUCUGACUCCUGAGCACAUUCAACUCAUUUAUGAAUGACUGGGGAAGGAUGCUCUGCAACUUGAGGAUACUUUUCUCAUCUGGAUGCACGGUGCCUGCGUUGGAUGGCCGAGGGGAACGUGAUGCUGUGCUCUGCGCUUCUUGAGCAGGGAUGACCGAAGCCUCCUGGCGUCCACCCUCCUUCUGCUCUUUGUCCGCUUUCUCCUCUGCCUCUGUGCUCACACUUUUCCCCCCCGCACCCCUCUGGCAUGCGAGGGUCAAGUCAGCAGGAUUUUCCCAUCCACCUCAAUCCUCUCUCCAACUGUGUUGUGAUGCUGUUCCUCAGUGCCACACUUGACCUGAAUGCUCCCCGGGCAAAACAAAGGGAUUAACAAUGAACUUUGCUCUCACCAGGAGACACAGCCUGCCCUUACACAGAAGACUGUGAGAUCUGAUCAAAGUCAACUGUGAGAGAUCUUCAUGAAAAUGAAAACUCCAGACCCUCUUGUCAUGGUUGGAUGCUACUAAACAUCAGACGACCAUGGAAGGAGAGACUGUACUGAACUCUACUGUAAAUACCAGCACAAUAGAUAUCCACCUGGUCACCCACAGUCUCUGGGAGGUGAUCACCAUCGCGACUGUGUCGGCUAUAGUCAGCCUCAUCACCAUUGUGGGGAAUGUUCUGGUGAUGCUGUCCUUUAAGGUCAACAGCCAGCUGAAGACAGUGAAUAAUUACUACCUGCUGAGUCUGGCAGCUGCUGACCUCAUCAUCGGUGUGUUCUCCAUGAAUCUGUAUACGUCUUAUAUAUUGAUGGGCUACUGGGCCUUAGGGAACCUUGCCUGUGACCUGUGGUUAGCGUUGGACUAUGUAGCCAGUAACGCCUCAGUCAUGAACCUGUUGGUGAUCAGCUUUGACAGAUAUUUUUCCAUCACCAGACCUCUGACCUACAGAGCCAAGCGGACUCCCAAACGUGCUGGGAUCAUGAUCGGUUUGGCCUGGCUGGUGUCGCUUAUUCUGUGGGCCCCACCUAUUCUCUGCUGGCAAUACUUUGUAGGAAAACGGACUGUCCCUGAGCGGCAAUGCCAGAUCCAGUUUUUCUCCGAGCCUGUGAUAACCUUUGGGACAGCGAUUGCUGCCUUUUAUAUCCCAGUAUCAGUCAUGACAAUCCUAUACUGUCGAAUCUACAAGGAGACAGAGAAGAGGACCAAAGAUCUGGCGGAGCUGCAGGGGAUUAACUAUCCCACAGAGCCUGGGGUCCCCCAGCCUCAGAAGACCAUUAUCAGAUCGUGUUUUAGCUGUAAAUUAAGGUCGGCUUCACAUGACAGGAAUCAAGCCUCUUGGUCGUCCUCCAGCAGAAGCAAUGCGGCCAAAUCAGCAGCCACCACCAAUGAUGAGUGGUCCAAAGCUGGUCAGCUGACCACCUUCAACAGUUACGCCUCCUCUGAGGAUGAGGACAGGCCUGUGUCUCCAGGGGGCUUCCAGCCCUCCUUCAGGAACCAGGCUUGUGAGACCAUCAAGAGCGGAGUUGGCAGUGAGAGUGAGCAGCUCAGCAGCUAUGAUGAGGACAGCUUCUUCCAGACGCCACCCAAAAGCAACUCUCAGAAGAGCGGCAAGUGUGUGUCCUACAAGUUCAAGCCGGUCGCCAAAGACACUCAUGUGGAGCACCACAGCAAGAACGGAGACACCAAAAUGGCUUCGUCAACGUUCUCCUCGGCUGAGUCCAUGAGCGUCCCGUCCACCUCCUCCACAUCUAAGCCCAUAGACGCCACGCUGAAGAACCAGAUCACCAAGAGGAAGAGGAUGGUGCUGAUCAAGGAGAGGAAGGCAGCUCAGACUCUCAGCGCCAUCUUGCUUGCCUUCAUCCUAACAUGGACGCCUUAUAACAUCAUGGUGCUUAUAUCCACCUUCUGCUCAGACUGCAUUCCCCUCUCACUCUGGCAUCUGGGAUACUGGCUGUGCUAUGUCAACAGCACUGUCAACCCCAUGUGCUACGCCCUUUGUAACAAGACUUUCCAAAAGACCUUCCGUAUGCUCUUACUUUGCCAGUGGAAGAAGAAAAGGAUAGAGGAGAAACUUUACUGGUAUGGACAAAACCCUGUGGUCAGCUCCAAACUCACAUGAACUGUUAUUUUUUUAAGGUGGUGUAUGAUGGUGGCUGUAAAUUAUAUGUUUGUAUUGAUGAUCUUGGCUUCAUGAACUUGAAUUCUACACAUUAUUAAAGGUUAAAAAAAUACUAUAUUAAGGAGCUGGUACAUUUUAUAAUGUUGCUCAUUAAUCAGUAGGCCUGCUGUAGUGUAUAUUAAUUACUGCUCAGACUUUGGAAACGAAAGAACAUUAUAAAAUUGUCCCAACAUAAUCAGCGACACUGUAAAUAGAUUCUAAAAUAUAUUUUAAAAAACAGUAUUCUCCCUAGAAAUGAAUGCUCUUAUGCAGGAUAUGACCCAGAUUAACACACAGAUGAUUUCAUUUUGUAGUGUAUCAGUAUUCAAGAUGCACAGUUUUAUAUCUGGAGCAUGAUAAAAUUGCUCCAUCCCAAUACUGUGCACUGGUUUAAAUUGCCAUUAUUCUCCCCCAAAAUGUCACAACACAUGCAGUUUGAUUCUGUGGGUAUUGUGUUUGUAUUGAGGAUGCACAUUUUGGAACUGCUAUUUUAUUUUAAAGGGCUAGUAUGUGUCGUCCUGAUGUCAGAACCUGCUUGCAAAGUCAAGAUUGUAACUUGAUGAUAAUUAAAGCCUUCUCACACGUGCCAUUGUCAUUUAGUCCAGCUCAGUCACUAGAGAAAAUGUUGGCAUUGUAUGUUUUGGCAAGAUACGUGACAUUUGUACAAUAUGAUGUAGCAGAUACGCCGAUAAUUUAUGUUUUCGUAAAUGUUUGGUUAGGUUCAGGUUCAGAAAAGAUCGUGUUUUGGCUUGAAAUACCCAGUUUUGGUGCACAAUCCCAGCAGGAAAAGCAGCGAUGUUUUAGUAAAAAACAACUGCAUUUUGUGGCACUUUCCCUGCUGACAAGCCAAGACGAAAUUCUCAUGUUUGGAGCCUAAAAAGAUGAUGGAAACAAAGGAAUGAUUUGCUAAAACACAACCAGUUUUGGUCUUUCUCUGGGUACUCCGGCUUCCUCCAACAGUCCAAAGACAUGCAGGUCAAUUGGUGACUCUAAAUUGAUUGUAGGUGUGAAUGUGAGCGUGAAUGCUUGUCUGUCUCUGUGUGUCAGCCCUGUGAUAGUCUGGCGAUCUGUCCAGGGUGUACCCUGCCUCUUGCCCAAUGUCAGCUGGGAUAGGCUCCAGCAUCCCCGCGACAGCCGACAGGAUAAGCGGUUACAGAAAAAGAAAGAAUAAAUGGUCUUUAACAGUUGUCUGCAGCUUGGCAGGCAUCUCACCUAGGUGACACGCCACUCUCCAUACUGUACUCCCCACCUCCCAAUGACAUAGUCAGCUCAUAUAUGUUACGUUACUUUAGACAUGUUACUUUUGAUAUGAUACGUCUGAAAUAAGCAAAUGUAACGUACUUGUGGUUUGCAGAAACGUACAAUGCCAACAUUUUUCUGUGGCGACUUGGCUGUAUUUGUCAGACAAGUGAAUAUCAAUUCAGCUUUGUUUUCACAUCUGCAUUUUCUGUCCUGCAAAAUGUUCAUGGAAAAUAAAGAUUUCUAUCAAUUAAACUACAAAAAUCCAUAAAUAACUCCAAACAACAGGCCUACUCUACAACCCUUACAAACUAAAAGACUUAUUUCACUCAACCUACGUGACAAACUUGCUAAAUAAUGUCUGUGUUUACAAUGGGAACAGCACGGAGGAUUUAAGAGUACACUUUGUUUAUUAUAAUCUGUUUAUUAGUCUUCAUCCUCAGGAUAUUUUCUCUUUCUUUGAGCAUUGAAAUACAGUAUUUGUUUUCUCGGAAUUACUGUAGCUAAAUCAGUAUGUCGUCAUAUCUUCAUUGUAUUUCUGGCAAACUUGUAAUGUGCUGUGGCAAAUAAAAUGCUGUUUGUGAAAUGUUC
Messenger RNA from Epinephelus moara (kelp grouper), 4123 nucleotides. It is a transcript of the gene chrm5a, whose product is annotated as cholinergic receptor, muscarinic 5a. The coding region runs from base 674 to 2254 and encodes 526 amino acids. Gene Ontology annotation, cellular component: synapse; plasma membrane; dendrite. Gene Ontology annotation, molecular function: G protein-coupled serotonin receptor activity; G protein-coupled acetylcholine receptor activity. Gene Ontology annotation, biological process: adenylate cyclase-inhibiting G protein-coupled acetylcholine receptor signaling pathway; G protein-coupled receptor signaling pathway, coupled to cyclic nucleotide second messenger; chemical synaptic transmission. The transcript has 2 exons. The record is from RefSeq and is a predicted model, not a curated record. Lineage: Eukaryota; Metazoa; Chordata; Actinopteri; Perciformes; Serranidae.